Molecule: messenger RNA, 820 nt
Organism: Doryrhamphus excisus (bluestripe pipefish)
Lineage: Eukaryota; Metazoa; Chordata; Actinopteri; Syngnathiformes; Syngnathidae
Source: RefSeq, a predicted model, not a curated record
AGGGAGGUGACGUUUGCUUCCGGGAUUGGAAAUGAAAUAAAAAGCAAGUAUGGAGUUUUUCCCCAACUUGUUUCCACGCUUCUCCGGCACGUCUAAGGAUUGUUCUGCACAGCUUGAAGCCAAACAGCUACCAAGAUGUCAGAGAAGAAAAUGUCAUCCAGUCGCAAACAUCACCUGAAGAGUGUGAUGCUAGCCAUCGCCAAAGGUAUCCUGGAGGAGGAGGCGCGGGAGCGUGAUGAGGAGCGGGGGAGGUACAUGGCUCAGAGCUGCCCCCCUCUGGAUCUGCCCACUGGCAUGCAUGAGCUGCAGGAGUUUUGCCGGGAGAUCCACCAGAAGAUUGACGUUAUCGAUGAGGAGCGCUAUGACCUGGAGGUCAAGGUCAACAAAUCCAACAAGGAGAUCGAAGACCUGAAGAUCAAAGUUCAGGACCUGAUGGGCAAGUUCAAGAAGCCCACGCUGAAGAAGGUUCGCAUGUCUGCGGACGCCAUGUUGAAAGCUCUGCUGGGCUCCAAGCACACUGUCAACUUGGACCUGAGGGCCAACCUCAAACAGGUCAAGAAGGAGGUCAAAGAGGAGGACAAGGAGCUGCGGGACGUCGGCGACUGGCGCAAAAACAUCGAGGACAAAUCAGGAAUGGACGGCAGGAAGAAGAUGUUUGAGACCGAGGCUUGAAGAACGUCUGGAUAUCCCCCCCCCCCCCCCCCCCCCCCAGCUGGCAUUUCAUCAUCCGAUAUAUUGGACAGCUGACAUGCGUGGUCUUGUGUAGCCACGCCCACUCAUGUCAUGUCAUUGUUUCAAACAAAUUAAACACGAAAAUGCC